AUGUUAUUACCUAUCGUGAUCGCCUGCCUGGCGCUUCUGAAACCAUCAUUUGUGGCUGCUUCACCUUGUCCGUCUGACAAUGGCAUGACAGAUGAGGUUAGGACAGCUUUCGUCGAUUAACACAACUAUUAUCGUCGCUCAUAGCUAGUGGUGAAGCCAAGAACAAGAAUGGAGGAUUCGCUCCGAAAGCUGCCAGAAUGUUGAAAGUGAGCUACGAUUGCGACGUUGAAGUAAACGCGAUGGAAUGGUUGAAAACUUGCACGUUUGGUAAUAACAAUGUUGCGAACAGAAACCAAUGGAGGACUAACGUGCAUACGCUAUCGUUGACUAAUAACAAUACAGAGGCAGCAGCAGAGAGCGUCAAAGCCUGGUUCAACGAAUUGUAUACGAUCGGUGUACCUCGAACAAUGUAUUCACUCCGCAGCUCUACCAGCAGGGCUUGGGUGAAUACGCUCAGCUGGCCUGGCAGUCGAGCAACAAAAUUGGUUGUGCAGUAACAACGUGUUCCAAUUCUUACACAGCUGUGGCAUGUGAAUACAAUCCCGGGGGAGAUGCGGUCUUCACCACGAUUUAUGACAUAGGAGAUCCGUGCACAACCGACGAAGAUUGUCAAUGCGCUGGUUGCGUUUGUAGCAAAGAUGAGGCCCUUUGCAUUCCUCCUUCGACGAAGCUCACCGAAAUCAACAUUUCAGCUGAGUUUAUUGUUUGUCCUUCCGACAAUGGCAUGACAGAUGAAGUUAGAUGGAUGCUCGUCAAUACGCACAAUAAGCUCCGAACGCAGACUGCUCAAGGAAAGGCUAAGAAUGCGUUUGGUGGAUUUGCUCCGAAAGCAGCUCGAAUGUUAAAAGUGGAAAGGCAUGAUAAUUCUUUAUCAUAA
This is a messenger RNA of Haemonchus placei, 877 nucleotides long. The record is from the annotation of a GenBank genome assembly. Lineage: Eukaryota; Metazoa; Nematoda; Chromadorea; Rhabditida; Trichostrongylidae.